This is a messenger RNA of Rangifer tarandus platyrhynchus (Svalbard reindeer), 2016 nucleotides long. The record is from the annotation of a GenBank genome assembly. NCBI's taxonomy places the organism in Eukaryota, Metazoa, Chordata, Mammalia, Artiodactyla, Cervidae.
AUGGGACGGUCCGGGCUCAUCUGUGCUUUCCUGCUAGCCGUCUGCUGCUGCUCUCGCCGCGCCGCGGGUGUGCCCGGAGAGGCCGAGCAGCCGGAGCCCGAGCUGGUGGAGGUGGAAGUGGGCCACACGGCCCUUCUGAAGUGUGGCCUCUCCCACGCCCAGGGCAACCUCAGCCACGUGGACUGGUUUUCUGUCCACAAGGAGAAGCGGACGCUCAUCUUCCGUGUGCGUCAGGGUCAGGGCCAGAGCGAGCCUGGGGAGUACCAAAACCGGCUCAGCCUCCAAGACAAAGGGACUGCUCUGGCCUUGACCGGCAUCACGCCCCACGAUGACCGCAUCUUCACGUGCCAGGGCAGGCGCCGGGCUCAGGAGCACCGCAUCCGGCUCCGCGUCUACAAAGCUCCGGAGGAGCCAAGCAUCCAGGUCAAUACCUUGGGCAUUUCUGUGAACAGUGAGGAGCCUGUGGAGGUUGCCACCUGCAUCGGAAGGAAUGGGUACCCUGUUCCUCAAGUCACCUGGUACAAGAACGGCCAGUCACUGAAGGAGGAGAAGAAUCGGGUCCACAUCCAGUCAUUCCAGACAGAGGAGUCGAGUGGUCUGUUUACCUUGCGCAGCGUUCUGCAGGCACAGGUGUCCAAGGAGGACAAAGAUGCUCAGUUUUACUGUGAGCUCAGCUACCGGCUGCCCAGUGGGAACCACAUGAAAGAAUCUAAGGAGGUCACUGUCCCUGUUUUCUACCCGGCAGAGAGAGUGUGGUUGGAAGUGGAGCCUGAGGGGGUGCUGAAGGAGGGGGACCGUGUGGAAAUCAGGUGUUUGGCUGAUGGCAACCCCCAGCCCCACUUCAGCAUCAUCAAGCAGAACCUCAAUACCAGGGAGACGGAGGAAGAGAGGAUGGAUGACAACGGGGUCCUGGUCUUGGAUCCCGCCCAGAAGGAGCAUAGUGGCCACUAUGAAUGUCAGGGCCUGGACUUGGAGACCACGGCAUCGCUGCAGAGCGACCGACAGGAGCUGGUGGUGAACUAUGUGUCUGAUGUCCGGGUGAGCCCCGCAGCCCCCGAGAGCCAGGAGGGCAGCAGCCUCACCCUGAACUGUGAGGCCGAGAGCAACCAGGACCUUCAGUUCCAGUGGCUGAGAGAAAAGACAGGCAAGUUACUGGCAAAGGGGCAGAUGCUCCAGUUACACAAACUGAAACGGGAGGAAGGGGGAGGCUACCGCUGCCUGGCCUCUGUGCCCAGCGUUCCCGGCCUGAACCGCUCCCAGCUGGUCAACGUGGCCGUUUUUGGGCCCCCGUGGAUGGCAUUAAGGGAAAAGAAGAUGUGGGUGAAGGAGAACUCGGUGCUGAAUCUGUCCUGUGAAGCCUCGGGGCACCCUCGGCCCAGCAUUGUGUGGAGCGUCCACGGCACGGCAAGUGAGCAAGACCAGGAGCCGCAGAGUGUCCUGAGUGUCCUGAACGUCUUGGUGACCCCAGAGCUGUUGGAGACAGGCGCUGAGUGCGUGGCCUCCAACUCCCUGGGCAGAAACACCACCAUCAUUUUCCUGGAGCUGGGUAAGGGCUGGGUCCUCCUGCAGAGAGGGCGGGGACAAGCCCACGUCGGGCUCAUUCCUCUCCCACCCCUGACCCCAAUCCAUUUCAUGUCUUCCACCCCAGACUCCAACAGAACCACCAACCUCAGCACCUCCACCAUCAGCCCCCCUGCCAGAGCCAACAGCACCUCAACAGAGAAGAAGCUGACAGAGCCCGAAAGCAAGGGUGUGGUCAUCGUGGCUGUGACCGUGUGUGUCCUGGUCCUGGCCUUGCUGGGCGCUGUCCUCUAUUUCUUCUACAAGAAGGGCAAGCUGCCAUGUGGACGGUCAGGCAAACAAGAGAUCACGCUGCCCCCGUCUCCUAAGAGCGAAUUUGUAGUUGAAGUUAAGUCAGAUAAGCUCCCAGAAGAGAUGGGCCUCCUUCAGGGCAGCAACGGUGACAAGAGGGCUCCAGGAGACCAGGGAGAGAAAUACAUCGAUCUGAGGCACUAG